This is a messenger RNA of Oncorhynchus masou masou (cherry salmon), 2164 nucleotides long. Its product is annotated as tumor protein D52-like. Bases 121 to 744 code for a protein of 207 amino acids. Gene Ontology annotation, cellular component: cytoplasm. Lineage: Eukaryota; Metazoa; Chordata; Actinopteri; Salmoniformes; Salmonidae. The transcript has 7 exons. Gene Ontology annotation, biological process: B cell differentiation. The record is from RefSeq and is a predicted model, not a curated record.
AGAGGGCCCCACCCCUACUGCCUAGCAGCAUGUGAGUGCGCAAUACUGCUGGAGCGAAGUGGGGAACCUGCAAGCUUUUUGACCCCAAAAAUAAUAGCAGAAACAGCAUACAACGUAAGGAUGGAGGAAGCAGAUCAAGGGGCUGUGAGACCAGACUUUACCCCAGAGUUAGGUGAGGAUGCAGUGAGGUCAGUGACCGUGUCCCCUGCCAUCCCCACCCUGACAGAGGAGGAGCAGGAGGAGCUUCGAGGGGAGCUGCUCAGGGUGGAGGAUGAGAUCUUGACUCUGUCUCAGGUGCUGGCAACUAAGGAGAACCAGUUGGCAGACAUCAAGAGGAAGCUGGGCAUCACUCCUCUCAACGAGCUCAAACAGAACCUCAGCAAGAGCUGGCACGAGGUCACCACCUCUACAGCCUAUAAGAAGACGUCAGAGGGCCUGUCCGUGGCCGGUCAGAAGGCCACAGCAGCCUUCAACAACAUGGGCUCAGCCAUCAGCAGGAAGUUUGAGGAUGUCAGCAUACGCUCCCUACAGCAUUCUGCUAGUAUGCCUGUAAUGAGGAACACACCCACCUUCAAGUCGUUUGAGGAGAAAGUAGAGACUUUAAAGGUCAAGAUGAGCCCGACGGUGUCUCAGGGUGACUUUGGCGACGUGUUGACCUCUACUGCAACCUCUGACCCGUCUGUUGUCGUGGAGAAACAGCCAGAGGCCACGCCCAUCGUCAUCCAGGAAGAACAUCUCCAGUGAGACCAGCCUGACCUUUCACCCCUGAUCCGCUGGAACUUUACCCUUCUGUCUCCUCUCUCUCACCUCCUCUCACAUCCUCCCUUCUGUCUCCUCUCUCUCUCACCUCCUCUCACGUCCUCCCUUCACCUCUCACGUCCUCCCUUCUGUCUCCUCACUCUCUCACCUCUCACGUCCUCCCUUCUGUCUCCCCUCUCUCUCUCUCUCCUCCUCUCACUUCCUCCCUUCUGUCUCCCCUCUCUCUCUCACCUCCUCCCUUCUUCACCUCCUCUCACUACAAACCUCCACAGCACAACAAAACAGAUCCAACAACCAAAUAAAUAUUUAAAAAAUGAUGAAAAUAUUGUUGUGCCACCAUAACACUUAAGUUUGUAUGACUGUGUGUUUGUAUUAGAAUGGCCGUGGUUUAGGAACCUGUACAAGUAGAAGACGAUACAUGGCACACAAAGGAUAGAAUGUGUCCCAGCCAGGGGUGCUUUAUUCUGUAUAUUAAUAGCACAGAGUCCUUAUAUUUGCAUGUCUUUGAGUUGGAACAGGCAUUUUGGAGGGUACUUCAAUUUCCCAUUUUCUUCUUAAUCACUGUACUACUUUAAGAUUUGAUUUCUAGAGAACGCAUGGUCCUCUAACACCUGAAGUGAUGGUCUCGGUUAAAGACAUUUGUUACUGUCACCGAUAUCUUCAAACCGUGUCCAUCUCUGUCUGAAUAGCACUAGUAAUGUGGUGUAGAGCACUGCUGAGUAGAGUUAAUCCCAGAUCAGUGUUGCUCACCCACUCCUCUCCCAGUUUAACCAUAGGGGGGGUGGUCUAAAUCUGACCUCCAAGCAGUUCAUAGUGCUCAACUCUGACAUUCGAGAGGGUGGGCCAGUGCAUUCAGAUCCGUGUGAAACGGUGGUCACCGCACCAGUUCCGUGGUGUCUUAUUAUGGUAUGUCAGCAGGCCUUAACUCUCCGUUCAGUCUAUAUCACUCACUGCCUCGCAUGGUGGGGCCAAAGUCAAUAUUGGACCACUUGUCUUAUUGGUUUCUGUGAGGGACUAGGCUAUUUUCUCUCUGCUUGGAAUGCUGAAACAGGAUAGUCACUGGAUGCUGUGUACUUCUCUACUGUUGAAUGUUUGUUUUUUACUCUCAAAGUAUAUCCAUAUAUAGUGGGAUAAUACAUUUUUGGCGUUUACAUUAUGAGGGGGUGGCUUCUGAUUAAAGAAAAUCUGUAACCAAUUUUUGUUUUGUUUUCCUACAUACCACAUUGGUGAUGAUACAUACAGCCUUGGACACUAGUGAGUAUGUGGUGUAAAUACAUGCCUGAUGCAAGUCCUCCCCUACUGGAAGACGACUGGCCACAUCAUGGCAUGGAUUUAUUGAGGAAGUGAAAACUUUUGUAAGAAAAGCCUUGGUUCCACCAUUAAAAAUGAAUUAUGGCUAAUAGAA